Molecule: messenger RNA, 512 nt
Organism: Rubroshorea leprosula
Lineage: Eukaryota; Viridiplantae; Streptophyta; Magnoliopsida; Malvales; Dipterocarpaceae
Source: the annotation of a GenBank genome assembly
GACCAAAAAAAAAAAUAAUAUGUUGGGGGUGUUGCUUUAUGUAGGUCAAGGGCUCUCCCUGGGAGUGCUUAACUUGUCCAUUGUUAUUCCACAGAUGUUUGUUUUGGUAAUCAGUGGGCCUCUGGAUGACGCAUUUGGUGGUGGUAACUAGCCAGCCUUCGUGUUAGGUUCGAUUGCAGCUGCAUUUAGUGCAUUGAUGGCGAUUUUUUUGCUUCCAAAGCCUCCCAAGCAAGUUUCUCUUGCUCCUGGAAUGGGUGGUGGGCACUGAGCCAAAGGCUUUCUUCUUCUACUUUGCUUAACUACCUUGCUUUUGGUUUUUGUCUUUAACCACCAUGGUCUUUAAUCUUCUUUUCCUCUUCUCUUUUACUUUGGCCUUCAUAAGGGUUGAAUGCACUUCUAUGCAUUCUCUUUCAUAUUCUCUAUGCUGGAGUUUACCAUACAUGUAUGCAUAUAUAUAUAUAUAUGGUAUUUACUUUAUUGAUGCAUAUGAUCAAUAACUUAUUCCAGCUGUU